This is a messenger RNA of Megalobrama amblycephala (Wuchang bream), 816 nucleotides long. Its product is annotated as pectinesterase inhibitor 10-like. The transcript is spliced from 2 exons. NCBI's taxonomy places the organism in Eukaryota, Metazoa, Chordata, Actinopteri, Cypriniformes, Xenocyprididae. The record is from RefSeq and is a predicted model, not a curated record. The coding region runs from base 261 to 719 and encodes 152 amino acids.
UCUGCAGCUACUUGUGUUUCUGUAUGACCUGUCUGACCUUUCUUGCAAGAAAUAAAAGCUUUAAAGACAAUUGGACGUGUUUGUCUCUUAUGCAGUAGAGUCGGGAGUUGAUUUUUUUGCCACAACAGAUAGCAAGGCUGGUGAAGCUUUCCCCUGUUCCUAGGAAUCUGAGAAAAACAGACAAAAGUAUGUAGUUAUUAAAAUGUAUUUUCUUUUACCCACAGUGAUUGAGUGUAAAAGGAGGUGGAAGGCGCUAAGAGAUGCCUUCGCAAGAACCCGGAAGCAAAAAAAUCUUCCUAGUGGUAGAGAAUGGAAAUAUGAAAAUCAUGUCCUUUCUGCUUCCCCAUAUGCAGUCCAGAAGCUCCAGACACACUCUGCACACUCUAGACAUGACUGUUGCAGAUGAUGAUUUGGAGCCAGAAUUAGCAGAACUAUCAAGGUCAAGUUCUCCAGUGCCAUCUCAACCGAGAUCUGCCACCCCAACAUUCUCUACAAUUUCAAGAUCUGACACCUCCACACCACCACUGGCCAGUCAGAGUUCAAACACUCCCACACCCCAUCCCAGAGUGCAAGCACUAAUUAGUGAGACUCAGCCAACAAGACCGAAGAGGAGGAGGUCAAAUGAUCCAUCUGCAACAGAGCAACAGCUUUUGGACAUUUUAACACAACCCACCACAACACCGUCACCAUAUAUUCCCAAACCAGGAGAAGAAAAUUAAAAUUAAAAUAACCCCAUUCAUAAGUAUGUGAACCAUUGAUUCUCAAUACUGUGUGUGGUUACUGAUGAUCUACGACUGUUUUUAUGUUUUAUGAUGG